CUACUCAAUUUACUAAUCACAUGCUUCCUUCCAAGAGCCUAUUUACCUGGUUAAAGCUCCUCCUAAGUCUGACGAAUUUAGCCAGUUCUCCUAUUCCAUUGGCUGGACCCGGCCCCUCCUCUCGUACAUCCUGCUCGGGGCGGAAGUGGGGGAGCCCCUAUUCCCAUUGGCUUAGAUUUGCAAGCGGCCGUGAUCUCGCGAGUCUAUCAAGACAACUUCCGCUCUCAGGAAGUACAGUUCCGGAAGGGGUGGGCUUUGUGAAGAUGGCGGCGCCGGAGGUGCUGGAGUCAGAUCUGCCAGAUGUCGUGGCACUUUUGAAAAACCUCCAGGAGCAAGUGAUGGCUGUCACUGCACAAGUGCAAGCUCUGACCAAAAAAGUUAAAGCUAAAGCCUAUCCUACAGAGAAGGGUCUCAGCCUUUUGGAAGUGAAAGAUCAGCUGUUGCUCAUGUACCUUAUGGAUUUGAGCCAUCUCAUCCUGGACAAAGCCUCAGGAGGGUCUCUUCAGGGACAUCCUGCAGUUUUGAGACUGGUGGAGAUUCGCACGGUUUUGGAAAAGCUUCGUCCUUUGGACCAAAAACUGAAGUAUCAAAUUGACAAACUGGUCAAGACUGCAGUGACAGGCAGCCUCAGUGAGAAUGACCCACUCCGUUUUAAGCCUCAUCCCAGCAAUAUGAUGAGCAAGUUGAGCUCUGAGGAUGAGGCGGAAGAUGAAGCAGAGGAAGGCCAGUCUGGGGCUUCAGGGAAGAAAUCAGGAACAGGGACAGCUAAGAAAUACGUUCCACCACGCUUGGUUCCAGUGCAUUAUGAUGAAACAGAAGCUGAGCGGGAGAAGAAGCGCCUAGAACGAGCCAAGAGACGGGCGUUGAGCAGCUCUGUCAUCCGUGAACUAAAGGAGCAGUACUCAGAUGCGCCAGAGGAAAUCCGUGACGCGCGGCAUCCUCAUGUCACCCGCCAGAGCCAGGAGGAUCAACACAGGGUUAACUAUGAGGAGAGCAUGAUGGUACGUUUAAGUGUCAGUAAGCGGGAGAAAGGACGGCGGAAACGAGCAAAUGUCAUGAGCUCACAGCUUCACUCCCUCACGCACUUCAGUGACAUCAGUGCUUUGACAGGAGGAACCCCUCAUCUUGACGAGGAUCAGAAUCCUACUAAGAGGCGGAAGAAGAUACCUAAGAAAGGUCGGAAGAAAAAAGGUUUUCGGAGGCGGCGGUGAUUAUGGGUGUACAUAUUUUUUUUUUUUUUGUCAUCCUGGGAUACUUCUAAUUUUACUGUAUGUGGGUUUUUUCCUUGGAAUUCUUGAAUGACUUGCUCUGGACAUGUGGAAAGAUCUUUAUUAAUAAAAAUGAUUUUGCAUACGAA
This is a messenger RNA of Hippopotamus amphibius kiboko, 1357 nucleotides long. RefSeq names its product neuroguidin (gene NGDN). The coding region runs from base 21 to 1211 and encodes 396 amino acids. NCBI's taxonomy places the organism in Eukaryota, Metazoa, Chordata, Mammalia, Artiodactyla, Hippopotamidae. Gene Ontology annotation, biological process: maturation of SSU-rRNA from tricistronic rRNA transcript (SSU-rRNA, 5.8S rRNA, LSU-rRNA). The transcript has 11 exons. Gene Ontology annotation, cellular component: nucleolus; small-subunit processome. The record is from RefSeq and is a predicted model, not a curated record.